AUGCCCUCCCUGUUCCGCCCCAUCUUUGCCAUCCUCCUCUACCCCCUCUUCCUCCUCCUCCACCUCACCUUCACCCUCAGCUCCCUCUCCCUCCGCAUCUUCCAGUCCCUCACGACCCCCGUCCCUCAUACUAUCGACAUCGAGCACGUCUCCCCCCCGCGGCACGUCGCUCUCGUGCUCGUGCCCUCUGCUCUUGGGCUGAAUGUAGGGCUCGGCGGGGGGAAAGGUGGAAGGUCGGGCCGGGCGGAGAGGAGGAGAAAGGAGAGGGAAGGAUUGGUGGAGAGUGUUAAGAGGGUGGUUCAGUGGGCAGGCGAGAGGGGGGUGGCGGAGCUUUCGAUAUGGGAUGGACAAGGCCUUACGCAGGCGGCACUGCCAACACUACUGCGCACCCUAAGCACCACCUCCAUACCCCCUUCGCCCCCCACCUCCCCCUCCCCUUCUUCCAGGCCAACACAAGACGCAUCCCCCUUCUCCCGCCCUUCUUCCCCCUCGCCGUCCCCGCCGAAGAGGACGGAAACGCUGGGCGGCGGGGUGACGAGUAUCACCGUCUGGCCGUCCUUUGGGAAAGGGGAUUCGAAAAAGGCGGCGGGGGGGAGCAGGAAAGAGCUUGUGGUGCAUUUCGUACCGCCUUCCAGUGGUGCUGUGGGGGUUGUGAAUCUGACAAAGCAGUAUGUCAAGGGCAAGGUGGAGGUGGAGGAGGUCACGGUGAAGAAGGUGGAUGAGGAUAUAAAAAAGCAGCUGCAUUUCCGAGAGUAUCCUGAUUUGCUGGUCGUACAUCACCUUACACCUCCGCCAUUCUACGCGACGCUUUUGCCGAGACGAGCACCAGAACUCUGGGGAUACCCCUUCUGGGCGCUUCGAAUCACCGAAAUAUACCAACCUCCAACGCCAAUGCCAUUCCUCCACUACCUAAGCUUGCUCAUAAAAACCCUUCGCAACUCGUCUCUACCCUCUAUCAGGAAAGUUGGCAACGCCAUAGGGGAGCCUGGAAAGCCCGCGGGCAGUGCUUUGAGCCGAGAUGAGUGGGAUGGGGCGAUGAGGGCUUGGGUGAAGGUGGAGCAGAGGCUGGGAAAGUAG
Molecule: messenger RNA, 1077 nt
Organism: Cryptococcus wingfieldii CBS 7118
Lineage: Eukaryota; Fungi; Basidiomycota; Tremellomycetes; Tremellales; Cryptococcaceae
Exons: 4
Coding region: 1-1077 (358 amino acids)
Cellular component (GO): endoplasmic reticulum membrane; dehydrodolichyl diphosphate synthase complex
Molecular function (GO): ditrans,polycis-polyprenyl diphosphate synthase [(2E,6E)-farnesyl diphosphate specific] activity
Source: RefSeq, a predicted model, not a curated record